AUGUCGUUUGCCGCUUGAUUCAAUGUGAAAGUAGAGAAGCGGUCAAAAGAACAUGUUAAGAUGUUUGUAACAAAACAGAUAGAAUCUGAACACAAGGACUUAAUACACGAUGUAUCUUUUGACUUUUAUGGUAAACGGAUGGCAUCAUGCUCUAGUGAUCAAAGUGUCAAGGUAUGGGACUUAGGAGAAGAUGGAGAGUGGAAAUGCACAGCAACCUGGAAGACACACAGUGGAUCAGUGUUCAGAGUUACGUGGGCCCACCCAGAAUUCGGACAGGUCCUGGCCACCUGUUCGUUUGACAGACAAGCAGCUGUUUGGGAGGAGAGUUUUGGGGACGUAGGAAGGGAGGGGGUGAAGAGUAAUUGGAUCAAAAAGAGUAUUUUAGUGGACAGUCGAACAGCUGUAACUGAUGUCAAAUUUGCACCAAAACAUCUAGGUCUACAGUUGGCAAUUUGCUGUUCCGAUGGAAUGGUUCGAAUUUAUGAAUGUCCCGACGUUAUGAACAUCAGUCAAUGGUCUCUACAACAUGACAUACAGACAAAGUUCAAGUGCAGCUGUCUCAGUUGGAACUCCUCAAGGAUGCACCCCCCGAUGAUUGCAGUAGGGAGUGACGAUAACAAUCCGUCAGGGGGAGGAAAAUGUCAAGUGUUUGAGUACAAUGAUAGCACAAGGAAAUGGACAAAAGUAGAGACAAUAGUAGCAGUCACAGACCCAGUACACGAUGUGGCGUUUGCACCAAACCUCGGCAGAUCCUAUCAUUUAUUGGCUAUAGCUUCCAAGGAACUAAAAAUCAUCAGUUUGACUCCAUUGGGAAGAGACUCCGUUAUUGGGAACCAGUCUGUGGUCAGCAGGUUUGAGAUGAAGCAGGUCGCCAGUUUUACAGAUCAUGAAUCUCCGGUAUGGAGAGUGAGUUGGAAUGUGACAGGGACGGUCUUAUCCUCAUCAGGAGACGAUGGCUGUGUCAGGUUAUGGAAAGCAAACUAUCUUGGAAGAUGGAAAGGUAUAUCCAUAUUAAAGGGUGAUGCUUCCCAGACUCGCCAGGACAGAAAUUUCAGUGCCAACCCCUCUCAGAACCCCGCAGGGGCCGUCAGUCAACAGAGUAAUGAAGAGUUGGUAAGGAUGAAUAUUAAAAGAAACUCGGGAUGGCCGUCAUUUAAUACCAAGAAGGACCAAGGGAAAACGUACUACUGAUAUUCAUAAGGACUAAUUCAAAGACCAAGAGAGUCGUAGGAUAAUAAAAAUCAUUUGUUUGUAUAAUCUGAUCAACAGAUAUGUAGUAGAAUCGAAACACAAUUCUCCACAUGUGUAAUAUGAUAAUAAUGCAAGGGUGAUGUUGUUAAUAUGAAAAGCAUUUUCUAUGUAGAGGAAACUUUUCUUUAUCUGCAUUAUCAGAGUUUCAGCUUGGGAAAUAGAGGCAGCAAUGAAACUAUUGCAUUUUUAGAAAGUGCACCAAGAAAGACAAUUAUGGAAAGAGUGAUUCAAAAAAGAAAAGGAAUACCAAAUUGUACACCUGAUAUAUUUGUUUCAAUGUGUCCAUUGCUACAUUUCUGUUGGCUCUUGUAAAACUUAUAUAAAGACAGUUACAUACAAAGACAUUUACAUACAAAGACUUUAACAAGCAUUGAAUUGCAAUAUUUCAUCUGUGAUCAUGUGUGAUGUGUUCCAUUUUGUGAAAAGUACAUGUGGCACUGAUCAAUUGAGGUUCUUGUGAUGAGUUCUGAGCUUCUGUAUACGCUAAGUGAACUGCCUGCAUUCUGAAUGUUUGGAAUCAUAGAGCAAUUCAUUUUUGUCUGUUUAUAUAAAAUAUUAAUGUCAGAUUGUUUGUAUGGAGAUGAUCUCCAUUACAUAUAAACAAAAAUUAUUAAAGAAUUGAUUCUUAAUGAAAGCUUCCAACUCUUUAUUUAGAGAUUGAGCAAGUGUUCAUUUUUUUAAGAGACAAAAAUGCUUAAUAGUAUCUAGAGAUUGGGUAUAUAUUGACUUAUUUAGAGGUAGAAUGUAUUUGGACAAACUGGAAUGAGUCAUAAGACUUUUAAUGAUUUCACUUGUUAAAUCAGACGACUUGAUCACUGUAUGGUUAAGCUAUUGAUUAAGCUGUGUAGAAGAAGACAUUAAACAAAUACAGGAAGACAUCAGGGCAUCAUUUCAGCUACAAAUUUACAGGGUGAUUACACUAGAUUGGAUUUUAAGUAACUGUUGGUUUAUUGAAUAUUUCUUUUAUCAUCUAAUGAAAUCAGCCGUGAAUUACCUAGAUAGUUAUAAAAGGACCUAGAUUAAAUAAAUGAGUAUCAGUUACAA
Messenger RNA from Magallana angulata, 2295 nucleotides. Its product is annotated as nucleoporin SEH1-like. Bases 61 to 1191 code for a protein of 376 amino acids. Gene Ontology annotation, molecular function: structural molecule activity; protein binding. Gene Ontology annotation, cellular component: Seh1-associated complex; nuclear pore outer ring. Gene Ontology annotation, biological process: cellular response to amino acid starvation; positive regulation of TORC1 signaling. The record is from RefSeq and is a predicted model, not a curated record. The transcript is spliced from 10 exons. NCBI's taxonomy places the organism in Eukaryota, Metazoa, Mollusca, Bivalvia, Ostreida, Ostreidae.